Molecule: messenger RNA, 5939 nt
Organism: Mugil cephalus (flathead mullet)
Lineage: Eukaryota; Metazoa; Chordata; Actinopteri; Mugiliformes; Mugilidae
Gene: mib1
Product: MIB E3 ubiquitin protein ligase 1
Exons: 22
Coding region: 663-3776 (1037 amino acids)
Biological process (GO): protein ubiquitination
Cellular component (GO): cytoplasm
Molecular function (GO): protein binding; zinc ion binding; ubiquitin-protein transferase activity
Source: RefSeq, a predicted model, not a curated record
UCGUGUUUUAUCGUCUCCCUCCGGAGCUAGUUGUUGCUCGUCCGAGGCUUGAACGGUGAUUGACUAUAAUGGCGACGCGUUUAUUCUGAGUUGAGUCCAUGGGACCAGCUCUGGCUCAACAAAGGGAACGUCUUGGACGGGUAUUCAGCGCCACGGACAUCAGGAAUAGGGAGAAGCUACCGCCAGAAGGAGGACAUUUACCUCGGCCACAGGGAGCCAGGAGCGCUUUAUCUCGGUAGCUUUGCUAUAGCUAGCGCCUCGGUUCGCUAGGCUGCUAAGUUGAAGAGGUGGUGGUAUUCUUCAGUGUGGACCAGAGGAGAGGGACAGGCAGCCUUCUGGCUACUGGGUGUCCGUCUAUGCUAACAAUGUGGCUACGCUGUGGGCUUUUGGGGUGAUUCGUUUCUUUUUCCCCGGAGGUAACAGUUAUAGUUUUCUGGAAGAGGAUCCAGCCACCUCCUUGGGUAGCUAACUUAGCCACUUAGCUGGCAGGCUAGCUUUGUGGAUUGUCCCAGCCUCUUUCCUGUUAGGACCUGCUCACCAUUCGGGGAAAAAAAAGCGUCUCCCCCGCGCACCCGUAGCUGGCUAGCCACGUCUACUCAGCUUUGUCAACAAAAAAUUAAGAACAAAUUGUCGUGGCGUCGCCGCCGGAACCUGUUUCGUAAAUGACCACCGGCAGGAAUAACCGGGCGAUGAUGGAAGGAGUCGGAGCGAGAGUGGUCCGCGGACCCGACUGGAAGUGGGGGAAGCAGGACGGUGGAGAGGGACAUGUUGGCACCGUGAGGAGUUUUGAAAGUCCCGAGGAGGUGGUGGUCGUCUGGGAUAAUGGGACCGCCGCCAACUACCGUUGUUCCGGGGCUUACGACGUGAGGAUAUUGGACAGUGCUCCGACAGGCAUCAAGCACGAUGGAACCAUGUGUGACACCUGCCGCCAACAGCCCAUCAUCGGUAUUCGCUGGAAAUGCGCGGAGUGCACCAAUUACGACCUCUGCACAACAUGUUACCAUGGAGACAAGCAUCACCUGAGACACCGGUUCUACAGGAUCACCACCCCGGGCAGCGAGAGAGUACUUUUGGAGUCACGUCGCAAGUCAAAGAAGAUCACGGCCAGAGGGAUCUUCACCGGAGGACGGGUUGUGAGAGGAGUGGACUGGCAAUGGGAAGACCAGGAUGGAGGCAAUGGGAGGAGAGGAAAGGUGACCGAGAUCCAGGACUGGAGCGCCGCCAGCCCUCACAGCGCCGCCUACGUGCUGUGGGACAACGGGGCCAAGAACCUGUACAGAGUUGGCUUUGAGGGAAUGUCGGAUCUGAAAUGUGUCCAGGAUGCCAAAGGAGGCUCGUUUUACAGGGAUCACUGUCCUGUUUUAGGUGAGCAGAAUGGCAACAGAAAUCCUGGCGGCCUUCAGAUCGGAGACCUGGUCAACAUCGAUCUGGAUCUGGAGAUCGUUCAGUCCCUCCAACACGGCCACGGGGGAUGGACCGACGGGAUGUUCGAGACCCUCACCACCACCGGCACAGUGUGCGGCAUAGACGAAGAUCACGACAUCGUGGUUCAGUACCCCAGCGGGAACAGGUGGACAUUCAACCCAGCGGUGCUGACGAAGGCCAACGUGGUGCGCAGCGGCGAGGUCGCGGCCGGCGCAGAAGGAGGCAGUUCUCAGUUCCUAGUCGGAGACCUGGUCCAGAUCUGCUACGACAUCGACCGCAUCAAGCUGCUACAGAGAGGCCACGGAGAGUGGGCCGAGGCGAUGCUGCCCACCCUGGGCAAGGUGGGCCGUGUGCAGCAGAUCUACUCUGACAGUGACCUGAAGGUGGAGGUUUGCGGGACGUCUUGGACGUACAAUCCUGCGGCCGUCACCAAGAUUGCCCCCUCCGGCUCUGCUGUCAGCAACGCCUCUGGAGAGCGUCUGUCUCAGUUGCUGAAGAAGCUGUUUGAGACUCAGGAGUCUGGAGACAUCAACGAGGAGCUGGUCAAGGCGGCGGCCAACGGGGACCUGACCAAAGUGGAGGACAUUCUUAAGAGGCCUGACGUAGAUGUGAACGGGCAGUGUGCUGGACACACCGCCAUGCAGGCAGCCAGUCAGAACGGUCACGUGGACGUCCUGAAGCUGCUGCUGAAACACAAUGUGGACUUGGAGGCUGAGGACAAAGAUGGAGACCGGGCGGUGCACCACGCGGCCUUCGGCGACGAGGGCUCUGUCAUCGAGGUGCUGCAGAGGGGCGGUGCCGACUUAAACGCCAGGAACAAGCGGAGGCAGACACCAUUACACAUAGCCGUCAACAAAGGCCACCUACAAGUGGUUAAAACCCUGUUGGACUUUGGCUGCCACCCCAGCCUCCAGGAUUCAGAGGGGGACACACCUCUGCACGAUGCCAUUAGCAAGAAGAGAGAUGACAUGCUGUCAGUGCUGCUGGAGGCCGGCGCUGACGUCACCAUCACCAACAAUAACGGGUUCAAUGCCUUGCAUCAUGCUGCCCUGCGAGGAAACCCCAGUGCCAUGCGUGUGCUGCUAUCCAAAUUGCCGAGGCCUUGGAUCGUGGACGAGAAGAAGGACGACGGUUACACCGCACUGCACCUGGCCGCCCUCAACAACCACGUGGAGGUGGCGGAGCUUUUGGUGCACCAGGGCAGCGCCAGCUUAGACAUUCAGAAUGUCAACCAGCAGACGGCGUUACACCUGGCAGUGGAGCGCCAACACACCCAGAUAGUUCGGUUGCUGGUGCGGGCUGAGGCCAAGCUCGACGUGCAGGACAAGGAUGGGGACACACCUCUCCACGAGGCACUGCGUCACCACACACUGUCCCAAUUGCGGCAACUCCAAGACAUGCAGGAUGUCAGCAAAGUGGAGCCCUGGGAACCCUCUAAGAACACAUUAAUCAUGGGCUUGGGCACCCAGGGGGCGGAGAAGAAGAGCGCGGCAUCCAUCGCCUGCUUCCUGGCAGCUAACGGAGCAGACUUGACCAUUCGUAACAAAAAGGGCCAGUCCCCUCUGGACCUGUGUCCCGACCCCAGCCUCUGUAAGGCUUUGGCCAAAUGUCACAAGGAAAAGAGCAGCGGCCAGGUGGGCACCCGCAGCCCGUCCCUGAACAGCAACAUCGAGUCGCUGGAGGAGUGCAUGGUGUGCUCCGACAUGAAGAGGGACACUCUGUUCGGGCCGUGCGGACACAUCGCCACCUGCUCCCUCUGCUCGCCGCGCGUCAAGAAGUGUCUCAUCUGCAAAGAGCAAGUGCAGUCGAGAACGAAGAUUGAGGAGUGCGUAGUUUGCUCUGACAAAAAGGCAGCCGUGUUGUUCCAGCCCUGUGGUCACAUGUGCGCUUGUGAGAACUGUGCCAGCCUCAUGAAGAAGUGCGUACAGUGCCGGGCUGUGGUGGAACGCCGCACCCCCUUCGUCCUCUGCUGCGGAGGGAAAGGUAUGGAGGAUGAUGCCGCUGAUGAUGAUGAUGAUGAUGAUGAUGAUGACCUUACAGGGAGCUCUAACUCUAUGGCAGGGGGGUCGCAGGAUCUUCUCCAGCCCAACAAUCUGGCACUCAGUUGGUCCAGUGGAAACAUCCCGGCCCUGCAGAGAGACAAGGACAACACUAACGUCAACGCGGACGUACAGAAGCUGCAGCAACAGCUCCAGGACAUCAAAGAACAGACGAUGUGUCCGGUGUGUCUGGACCGGCUCAAGAACAUGAUCUUCAUGUGCGGCCACGGCACCUGCCAGCUGUGCGGGGACCGGAUGAGCGAGUGCCCCAUCUGCCGCAAGGCCAUCGAGCGCCGCAUCCUCCUCUACUAGACCUCCCGGCAGACUCCAUCUCCUCUCUCAAAGCCCACGCUGACCACGCCCGCGACGCCCACAUCCAUACCAGCUGCUGCUGCUGCUGCUGCUGCUGCUGCUGCUGCUGUCAUCCUCACAGCAACCCAGUCAGCCGGCCAUGUCUUAUUACGCUCCACAGAUGCUCUCUUAAUGGCUUGUGUUCCGGUGGAAUUCCUGUUACGAAGCAGCGAAACAUUUAAUUUGACUUUAAUAUUUGUUUUCUCUGUCAUUGUUUCCUUUUUUUUCUCCCCCCGAUCCACUUUUCUAUGUAGCUUUCUCUGUAUUUACCUGACUUUUUUUUCCUCUGCGUGCCUCGGAUGUGAACUUAAGGGGGGCGAACACCGUCUCUGGGUGUCGGCAAUUUCAUAAAGUGUGGCAGAGAUGAGGUGGGCCUGCUACCUUUUUUUUUUUUUUUUUUUUUUGAUGUAAAGUUCUCAUGCAUCUGUCGGUGCCAGCUGCAGUCAACGUUUGAUCGUAUUUGUAAAUCUUUAUGCAAGUGUAUCGUAUCAGAAGCUCCAGAUGUGGAUUUUUAAGUGCUUAACUUUUCGAGAGAGAGAGAGACUAUGGUUUGAGACACGGUGUCGUUUGCACCAUUUGAAAGUUUUUUUUUGUUGUUUUUUUUCCCCCCCCUGCUUUCUGUCUGCGUUCAGUCCGGCCCUUUUUGUACGCAGGCCGCGCUUCUAGUCGGAGACCAAAUGUUGGCAGGUUUGCACUAGAAAAGCUGAGUCAGGGUGAGAAAACGCGCCGACUUCCGGAGGUUCCACCUCAGCUCAGCGACUGACUGGUCACAGAUACAGUAGCCUGACUGCCGGGUAGCACGCCACGCCUGCACUUUGUUUACCGAGCUGUAACUGCGGCGGUGUCGCAACACCCGUUUGGCUGCAGCUUUAAGAGCUGCCGUGUUGCAAUUCAAGACAAAAAAAAAAACAAAAAACACACACACUCGGCCUCUGUCCGGUGAGCCCCCGUCGAUACUGUCUCAACCCCUCACGAUGCAAACGUCUCUGUCACAAGAGUCUCAACUGUCGCAACUCGAUGUUAAGCCGCCGAGACUCGGGCGGCGUUGUCUAAAACAGAAAAUGAAGCGCGUGUGCUAAUUUACCAUUGACUGUGCCAUCUGCUUCCAAAAAUCUACUCGUUAAAUAACUUAAGGGGAUAAGGUGCUCUUUAUCUUGUAUUACAUUUUUUUUUAUUUAACGUUUUUUUUUCCUCCUUUUUUUUUUUCCUCAAAAAAUCAACAUUUACUGAGCUAGAGAGUACAAUCUAUUAGAAGAUGAAAAUGUAGAAUAAGUUAUUUUAUAUAUUGCUGCCCAAAACGAUAGGAUUUGUAGGUAUCACUGCCUUCCUAUAAUGUAGCCUCAAAAUCUCUCAGACGUUCAGCUUUUGGUAUUCGGUUUGUGAUGUUUUCUGUUUCGUUUCGCGAUAGCUUUCUAGCAAUCACCAGUAGAAGCUUUAUAUUAUUAUUAUUAUUAUUAUUAUUAUUAUUUUAUUUUAUUUUUCCUCUGUCUAACUUGUUCAUUUUGUGAAACGGAAAAAAAAACAAAAAAACAAACAAAACAAAUACAUUUUGUUGUUAAAAAGUGUCAAGUAUCUUUUCACCAGUGUUUUAUUUGGGAGGAGAGCUAACGGUUUUCUAAGACGGAUCUUGCCUUACCUCUUUUAAAAGGCCCGAAGUGGAGACUCAGUAAAGUGGCUAGCUUGCUCAGCUAUGUGGGAAUUUGCAACCGCAUACAAGCAUUGUGUGUGUUUUUUUUUUUUGUUUGUUUGUUUUUUUUUAGGACUGACAAAAGAAACAACAAAAAACGUAAAAAAAAAAAUUUAAAAAAAGACUUUUGAGUACAGUUUUGAUUCUUUUCACUGAUCACAAUAACACUAAGCUAGAAGCACUAAUACGCUUUAUGGUAAUGUCGUCUUGUUAUGGUUGUUACAAAAAAAAAAAGCCUAUUUUGUACUUUAUUUUGAAUACCUGUAACUGUCCUGUUAGAUGCGUAUCAGUAGUGUUUUCCUUGGCAUGAAUGUUUGACAUAUGCACUACGACAUGUAUCAUUAAAAAAAAAAUGUUCGGUCUGUAUUGCUUAUUAAGUGCUUUUAAAACAACCAUAUAGUUGAAAUAAAGUUCUAAAUGAACCAUGAGACAUUAAA